This is a messenger RNA of Chrysoperla carnea, 2386 nucleotides long. It is a transcript of the gene Cdc42, whose product is annotated as cdc42 homolog. Lineage: Eukaryota; Metazoa; Arthropoda; Insecta; Neuroptera; Chrysopidae. Gene Ontology annotation, biological process: small GTPase-mediated signal transduction. Gene Ontology annotation, molecular function: GTP binding; GTPase activity. The coding region runs from base 140 to 715 and encodes 191 amino acids. The record is from RefSeq and is a predicted model, not a curated record. The transcript is spliced from 6 exons.
GUGUAAUGAAUAAGAUUGGCCAAGCCCUAAAUACGAGACUUUUAGAUUGUCAUAUGUUCGUUUUAUUUUAAUGGAAUGUAUAAAAAUUAAUAAAAUUUAAUUAUUUGAUAUUUGAUAGUUUAAUUUAUUUAAGGUAAAAAUGCAGACAAUUAAAUGUGUUGUCGUUGGAGAUGGUGCUGUUGGUAAAACAUGUUUACUUAUCAGUUAUACCACAAAUAAAUUUCCAUCGGAGUAUGUGCCGACAGUAUUCGAUAAUUAUGCCGUUACGGUUAUGAUCGGCGGUGAACCAUAUACUUUAGGAUUAUUUGAUACUGCAGGACAGGAAGAUUAUGACAGACUUCGACCAUUAAGUUAUCCACAAACAGAUGUCUUCCUCGUAUGUUUUUCCGUUGUUAGUCCGUCAUCAUUUGAAAAUGUAAAAGAAAAGUGGGUACCAGAAAUAACGCAUCAUUGUCAAAAGACACCAUUUUUAUUAGUUGGAACACAAAUUGAUUUACGUGACGAUGGUGCUGUUAUCGAAAAAUUGGCAAAAAAUAAACAAAAACCUAUCACAUUCGAACAAGGUGAAAAAUUAGCAAGAGAAUUACGAGCUGUUAAAUAUGUUGAAUGCUCUGCUUUAACUCAAAAAGGAUUAAAAAAUGUAUUUGAUGAAGCAAUAUUAGCUGCAUUGGAACCACCAGAACCAGUAAAACGUAGGAAGUGUGUGCUUUUGUAAUUAUAGGUUUGGCAUGUGCGCGUGCGUGGCAAGGCGCAUAUUGUGCGGUUUGAUUACUUUUUAUUUUAUAUUUUCUGAACUAUUAAUAAUUAAAAUAUUAAUAAUUAUGAUAAUCAUCCAAAAAAAAAAAACAAACAAUAAUUUAAACAAAAAUAUUUUAAAUAAAAAUAAAAACAAACAUUUAAAAAUCUCUUUUUUAUGUCUUUCGGCUAAAAUUUUUGUUGUCCGAUCACUGGAAGAUCACAUCACGUCGUAGAAAUAUGAAUUUUUUUUAUACGACGAGCGUUAACAAAAUUCGAAGAGCUGCGUACAAAAUGGAUGCAACAAUAAGUGUGUAUGUAAGUUUAAUUUUGGCGCCUUGAAAGUUUAGAACUAAAAUCUACCUCAAAAAAUAACUAGACACGGACUCAAAAAGAAUCGUGAUACUCAGUGACUGAUUGCUGGAGUUUGAUAACCUAUCUCUCAACAGUCAAAAGAUCGUCGCGGCGAUGUCAAAAAUGGAGUAAAAAUUGCGGUAGCAUCCUAACUCCGAAUUUUGACUAUUUGAGAUAAAAUAUUUAUAUCGUUUACGAAUCGCCUUAAUAUUUUCUUUUGUUUACAAGUCCAAGAGGCUUCGAUUCAGAAGUAUUUAUAUUUUCUUAAGACCCGCGAUAGAAAAAGUAGGUAGCAUCAUAUGAAGGAGCCUGUCUCUUAAUUCUAACUGUCUAGUGUCCCCAAUCUUGACUUUAUCUUGGAAAUAAUUAUAUAUGGAACGACUUGUUGGAAGUAGCUAUUUUUUUAAAAUUAUUUGUUCGUCAAGAUUAUCACCAUACAAGUCGCUGCGACAUCAGAAGUAACGUAAAAAGUUGUGAUAGCGACCUAUAUUCGAGAUUACAACGAGAUUAUGUUUGAAUAGUCUCGAUCUUCUUUUUUGCUUACAAAUGAAAAUAUUUUAUCCAUGAGAUACAGUCUUUUAUGGUCGGGGCUGCUUAUUAUGAUUGUCAGGACUGUCGUGAUGACAUCAAAAGUGGCGAAGAGCGAAGUACGCAGGUCGUUGCAUUGAAUAGGCGACAAAGUUGUAGCAGAGAGUUCUUUUGCAUCAAUUGUUUCGUGCUGAGACCUUUAUUGAAAUUGGUCUUGUUAAUAUACAAAUGAAAUUUACAAAAUUUAAAACAUCUUCCAAAAAAUGCUGUUUUGUUUCUUGUAGCUUUCGCCAAACUGAACCGACUUGAAACAUACGGAAGAACACUCUCCAUUAAAUUAUUUUUCAAACAAAAAAAAAUUUUUAAUCGGUUCAUCCAUUUAGGAGCUACGAAGACACAUACACACACACACACACACUGACACACAGCGAUCAAAUUUAUAACAUCCCACUUUUUGCGUCGAGGAUUAAAAAGAGUUUGGAUAAUUUCUUCAACUUACAACCAAAACUACUGGAGUUAGUAAAACAAAAUUACGUCAAAUUAGUUUUUUUUUUUUGUAAUCGAUUCUUUAGGAUGAAAAAGAAUGGAUGAAGGAGGGGAGCGAAUCUUCUGUUGUAGGGUUUAUUAUGGGAAAUAUUUUUUCCACUCAAAAUUGAAUUUACAUAGACUCUUCAUAGUUUACUCCCUUUUUCACGUAUCCGAAAAGUACUCAGCUCUUCGAAAAUUUCUAUAAUUAAUUGUAGGUAGUUGUAUUAAUAAAAAUAUAAUU